Leguminivora glycinivorella is the source of this 977-nucleotide messenger RNA. RefSeq lists its product as uncharacterized. Bases 160 to 915 code for a protein of 251 amino acids. Lineage: Eukaryota; Metazoa; Arthropoda; Insecta; Lepidoptera; Tortricidae. The record is from RefSeq and is a predicted model, not a curated record. The transcript has 6 exons.
UUACGCAAGUAUAGCGCCAAGCAGCCGGCGCAAGCGCACCGCCAGAAUACGCAGCGAACUUGCUCAUUGUGGUUCGCUGCACUACGAGGACUUUUAAAUAAAUGUAGUUUUGAAGUGAACAAAUAUUGUUGGUCAUACGGGUGAUUAGUGAUAGUUGAAAUGUCUUUCAAAAGUGUUUUGUUUUUGCUGACUGUGUUACGUGUUGGAUGUGGUUCAGUUGAUAUAGGGAAAUUCCUGAAGAUAUGCGACAGAAAUGCUGUGGAUGUGAACGAUUGUCUAGUGGAAGCCAUCCAGAAGGGUAUCGUGGCGAUGGCUGCAGGUCUCAAAGAACUCGACGUGCCCCCUCUGGACCCUAAUCACGAGAAAGAAAUUAGAAUAGUAUAUCAAAGGAACCAGAUUUACGCCAGGAUGAGUAUGAAGGAUAUUUAUGUGGAGGGACUGAAGAAGAGUACUGUCCACGAUGCUAGAUUACGCGCAGACGAAGAUCGAUUCCACCUAGAAGUAGAUAUGACUACGCCGCGAGUUUACGUCCAAGGAAACUAUUUCGGUGAAGGACGAUUCAACUCCCUUACAUUCAACGCAACUGGAAUGUUCAAUACUACUAUGACUGAUCUAGUGUAUACCUGGAAGCUGGACGGGGUCCCAGAGAAACGAGACAACGAGACCUACGUCAGGAUCAAGUCGUUCUACAUGCGACCUGACCUGGGGAACUUGGAGUCUUACGUGUCCAACGAUAUUCCUGAGAGUCAGGCCAUAAUUCAGCUAGCGAACAAUUUUGCGAAUGCAAACUGGCGGCCGCUAUACCGCGAGCUGCUGCCGUACGCGCAAGCCAACUGGAACAAGAUCGGCAUCCGUAUUGCGAACAAACUCUUCCUCAAAGUGCCGUAUGAUAAGAUGUUCCCUAGGGAUGAAUAGGAUUACCUUUUAUACUUCGUGUAAGAUAAUUUUGGUAUAAAUAUAGCUUUAUUUUAUAACGA